CUGUAGAAACGGCUCCCUUUCCUUUCCUAAAGAAGCUGCAGAACUCGGUCAGCAAGUGGCAGUGCCAGCAACGAGCGCAUUCCUAUCAUGGUUCCGCAAGUGCCUCCUCAGGUUCCUCCUCAGUUUCCUCCUCAGUUUCCUCCUCCACUUCCAGCACAACCAUACCCACCUCAGAUUCCAGCACAGCCAUACCCACCUCAGAUGAUCCCGAUCUAUGUGACCUAUGAUCCAGCUCAGGGUUUGCCCUCUAUUCUCAGCAAUCUGCCAGGCGUGGUGAACCCUGGACCUGGAGGUGUUGGUGGCCCAUUUCUGAUCCCUUAUCCUGGAAUUCCUGGGGCGGGCUUCCCACCUAUUGUGGGGAAAUAGCAUCCCAGCUGAUAUACCCUCCUGCGGUGACAGCAAGAACAUGAAGGAUGUGCUCCAUGCCGGCUUUUACUUCCCUGCUGCAGUCUUCACACCACAUUUGUAUGCAUCUUGAAUGGCAGUUAUUAACUUUAAAUGGCUAUAAGUAAUAGUAAUUUCUUUUUUUGACAACGAUAUACCAUCUGUCAUCUCUUGUGAAGAUUUGUUUUCACCUAAUGCAAUAUAAAAGCAUCAGCUUCUAAUCUAAGCAGUGUUCAUAUUUGAUUGGGUAAAUGUAAGCACUGACAGUUCCAUUUUGAAAUUGUCAAAUUUUAAAAGAAAAGACCACAGUUUUAACUAUGGGUUUAAAGUUCAUUAACACCACUAAAGAUGAUAAAUGUAUGAAUGCUGUAUUGUGUAACACAUAGAUAGAAAUGCAUAAAUUUUGGUUUGCUGCUCUGCCUCAGUAAGUGAUUGAAAUGUCUCGCUUAACAGAUUUCAGUCAAAUAGGUCACUUUCAGUUGUGUUUUAAUUCCAUUCCAAUCAAUAUGAAAAAAUAGUUAUGACUAACUUAAGUCCCACGGUACUAAGAUGUAACUAACAGUACCCAGCCCACAAUAUCUUUUUUGUUUCUUGCUGGAAAGUGGGAGGGGUAUUCCCUUUAAAAAUUGCAUGAAUAAAGAAUACAAACGAGCACAUCAA
Molecule: messenger RNA, 1044 nt
Organism: Podarcis muralis (Common wall lizard)
Lineage: Eukaryota; Metazoa; Chordata; Lepidosauria; Squamata; Lacertidae
Source: RefSeq, a predicted model, not a curated record